This is a messenger RNA of Carassius auratus (goldfish), 2264 nucleotides long. RefSeq lists its product as uncharacterized. Gene Ontology annotation, cellular component: ciliary membrane; plasma membrane protein complex. The record is from RefSeq and is a predicted model, not a curated record. Gene Ontology annotation, biological process: smoothened signaling pathway. NCBI's taxonomy places the organism in Eukaryota, Metazoa, Chordata, Actinopteri, Cypriniformes, Cyprinidae. The transcript is spliced from 15 exons. The coding region runs from base 884 to 1912 and encodes 342 amino acids.
GCUGCAAACCCUGCCAAACAAAAGAAACAGUACGGCGGUCAGCAGGAGAACGCGCGUGAGUCGCGCUCGUUAAAGCUGGCUGUUCGCGCAUCAACCGUGAGUUUGAGAUGCGCUUUAACGCCUCAUCGGACUCGUGCGUGGAAGAUGUGCUGAUUGAGCCGCCAGAGUCCCGGGACGCGAUGUGGGGUCCGAUAACGGGUGCCGCGGUGUCCGGUGCGAGUCUCGCGCUCCUCACAGCCGCGCUGCUCUACGCGUGUCACCGGAAACGGCUGUUCAGUAUCGCUGCGCCGGGGUGUGAAGGUCUGCGGAGGCGUCUGGAGGAGUUUGAGGAGGAGAGCGACUGUGACAGCAGGAGAACACUAGCGGAGACAGAACCUGCUGAAGGAGCCGAGCGGCGUCAGUCGGCGCUGAACAGUGAUGUGGCGGCGUUUGCUCUGAAGGCGAGGGUCGUGUAUCCCAUCAACCAGAGAUACAGACCGCUAGCAGACGGAGCCUCCAACCCUUCCCUGCACGAGCCGCCCAAGCGCCAGGCCCCGCCCAGCCAGGACUCCGCCUCCUCGCUGGGGGACGAUUGGGCUGAGCAAAGAGAGAGAAGAUGAUGAUGAUGAUGAUGAUGAUGAAAGCAGUCAGUUUGUCUCCUGCGGCCCCUCGUCUAAAACACACACCAGUCAUGUGUUCAGGAGAGUCCGGCACUACCCACAAACCCUGUGUCACUCACGGGUGAGUCUGCUGUGUUUGACUCUACAGGAACUACAUCUGCACACGGCACAGCUACAGCAGCAGAAGUACAGGGUACGACACACAGCUCUCUGAACAUCAUACACUGCUGCAUUAGAGUGAACACUCCUGAUGAAUGAAGAGAAUAACCAGAGAAUGACAUUAGAUGUUCCUGCAGCUUCUGCGAGUGUUGUUGAGUGACAGAGAGCGUGCAGACAUCAUUCAUCAUCAGCAGCAGCAGGAGGUGGAGCUUCUGAUGAGGGGCGUGUCUGUGGACGAGGGGGCGGAGACUGACGCGGUCAUGUGCUCUAUAGAGGAAGUGGAGAAAACAGGACGAGAGCAGCUGGAGCGUUCACUGCAGAUGGCUGUGAGUUUUGCGAAGCAGCUGGAGCAGCUCGGACAGACUCUCCACCGCACGUUUUCCAGUGACGUCUCAGAGGAAGUGAUGCGUAACGUGAUCGGGUGCCUGCGAUCGAUGGAGGACAUUGUGUCUGAGGUUCAGGGGUCAGUUCUGAAGAUGCUGUUGGACCGGUUUGAGUGCUGGCAGGAAGUGUCCGAUGGCCUGAGAGAGAAGACUGCGCUCCUGAAACGGGAGGCGGAGCUUAUGCUGAAAGUCACCAGCCAAUCAGUGCAGGAGCUGAGAGCUGAUGGACAGCUGGAGAAACAGAGUCUCAGUGACGUGGAGACUGCAGUUAAUGAAGCUCUGGAGCAGAGCACUGACGAGAUCAGACGUCAGACGGAGGAGCUCGCUCUGGAUCGCUGUGAGAAGGCCUGUGUGAGGAGGAGGAGGAUGAUGAAGGCUCAGAGCUCUGAGUGGAGUCCUGUGUCAGACACACAGACAGACGCUCGUCUCAUGAUGAAGGUGUUUGAGGAGCUUCAGAUCAGACACUGGCAUCAGAGACGAGACUUUGAGCUGCAGCAGGACACAAGGAUCAGUGACGCUCUGUGUGAACGGUGGACGAGCUUGUGUAGUAAGUGCAGCAGACGCGUCGCUGAUUUGUGCUCAGAGUUUGUCCUGAGCGUCACCGCUGGCUCCGCCCCCUCCACAGUCCAGGCCCAAUCAGUGCUGCAGAGCAUGAAGCUCACCGUGGCCAAUCAGAUGCAGCAAGAGAAAGACACGCCCACACACACCUGCGCACACUCCGAGAGCAGCUGCAGCGACGCAGACAGGUGUGGAUGGAGGAUGAGGCUUUGACUCGCGCAUGUCUGGAUCACUUUGGAGAACAGCAGCGCGAGGUUGUCACGGCAACGGUUUCCAGGUGUUCAGAUAUGCAGAUGAGUCGUGCUCUAAUUGAAGAAGCAGCAGCAUCUUUUGAUUCUGGAGUUUCAGAGAGUUUUAUCAGCUCGAUGUUUUUACCUGCGAUCUGUGAGAGAGAUGAAACUGAAUCAGCUGACAGAUGCACAGGACUCUAGUGUUGCCAUGGAAACGGUCUCGUCUGAGGCGACUGUGAUUGGUCAGAAUCUCCUGCACGAGCAGCUGUCGGAGCUGGAAGCCGCUACUGACAUGAUGCAGGGACACGCCCACUUCCUGGUUGGCCACGCCCUCG